CGGUCACCAGUCAGUGGCCAGCUGAUGCGUCGUCUUCUCAUCUCAAUCACUCGCAACGAUGACAGGUGGACGAGAGCUGCUGCUCCUGGCAGUGAUCCCUCUCCUGGUGAGAUGUCAGCAGAAACCAACAGUGUCCAUGUCCCCCAACCUGACGCAGAUCUUCACCGGAGACUUGUUGCACUUGCACUGUAAGGAUGGUCAGAGCGGUGGCGAUGCAACUUGGUAUUUUAAUGAUAAAAGGCAGGAUAAAGGCAAGAAUAAAACCCUGAAGAUAGUCGCCACCUCCAAGGACUCAGGACGCUACAGAUGUGAGAUCAGCGGCCAAAUGAGCGAUGAGCUCUCCAUCAAAGUUUAUGAAUACGUUCCCAUCGCAUCGCUCAGCAUCAGAACAGGCCAGCCGGUGAUGCGCAAGAAUGACAAAGUUCUGUUGCGGCUUAUGCAUGACAAUGGACUGCACGGAUGGUUCUGCAAGGUCAACCGGGGAGAGGAAACCCGGACGUUCCAGUUACGGAUGAAGAAUAGAAAUCUAACAUCGUUCGUCUUCGAAACCACUGCACUCAGAGUCCCUGAGACCAUUUAUUGGUGUGAGCAGGAUGAAAACUACAGAAGUAACCAGGUCAUACUCAGGACCACUGAAAACGAAGUGACUCUGGAAAUGUAUCCGUUCCCAGCAAUCGCAGGAGAGGGCCUGACCCUGAAAUGUCUUGUGUGGGGAACGGAUGAAAUUAGCAAGUCUGUUUUCUACAAAGACAACCGAAUGUAUCAGGAUGUUAGCGGACCGACGUAUAAAAUCAGAAGCGUUACUGAAUCUGAUGUGGGAAGAUAUAAGUGUGAAGCCACCUACAGACACAAGGCCCAGACCAUCAGAACUUCUCAUACAUACGACUCUGAUGUCCAGGACAUGUUGUUCCACGCUCGUCCUGUCAGACCUCAACUCUCCAAUGACAUGGAGUGCUCCUGUCCGUCAUGUUACGGCAACAUGUCAUACAGGUUUUAUGAGCAAACCGAUCGUUUCUGGAGACCACUCCCCCUGAAUGAGAAACCCAGCAGCUACGGCAUCUACCACUGCAGAUUUGUUCUGGACUACAUGAGGACUUUGCCCAGCAACUCUGAGCGUUCAAGUGGCCCCGGUCCAUCUCCGGUGUUGGGUAUAGUGAUGGGGAUCUUGGUUGCUCUCCUACUCAUCUGCUUUUUGUUGUGCUUUUUGAAGUGGAAUAACAAGAGAAAAGCUCAAGCGGACAUUUACCAGGAAGUGCCAAUGAGGUCACCAGAGGAACGACAUUAUGAUGCUCUGAAUGUGGCGCAAGUGAAAGAGGGCGAAUACGACACGCUUCAGUCUGGAGCAGAGGGCAGAGAGAAGACAGGUGGCGAAUACCAACCGCUGAAGAAACAAGGCACCAAGGAGGAGGUUUACCACACUCUGGGAGAUAACGCGCCGUCGGGAUCAGGAGAAGGAGGUUAUGAAGCUCUAAAGAGAGAAGGAAUGCAAAAGGAUGAAUACGACACCCUUAAAACCAAGGAAGCGGAGAAGAAACCAGAUGCAGAAAGUGAGGGAGGUGAUGGGGGUUAUGAAGCCCUGAAGAGAGAAGGAAUGCAAAAGGAUGAAUACGACACCCUUAAAACCAAGCAAGCGGAGGACAAUGCAGGUGCAAAAAGUGAGGGAGGAUACGAGGCCCUGAAGAGAGAAGGAAUGCAAAAGGACGAAUAUGACACCCUUAAAACCAAGGAAGCAGAGAAGAAACCAGGCGCAGAAAGUUAGUUGGAGAAAGUGGAGGAGAUAAUUGAGAUAAACAAGAGCGAGGCUCCAAGACAAAGAAUGGCGGGUUUAAUUCCACCCAGAGGCGGGCAGAUUAGCCAAAUACUUUAUUCAAGUAAGAGUAGCAUUACUUCAACACAUUUACUCAAUUACAAGUAAAAAGUAAUUUCAAUGUCAAUGAAAAAAAAACAGGAUUUAGCAUGAAGGCUACUCAGCUGCCAAGUAACAAUUCAAACAGCUGAUUUAAUUUGGACAACAUUAUGUAAUCAGACAGAGAAAAACACAAAGUCAUCUGCAAAUUCUGUAGAAUGUGUAGAAUUGAUAAAAUUAUAAUGAAAUAACAAAUUUAGACAGAAGAAACACACAUUUCUUGUUCUUUUUUUUUUGAGUACUUCCACUGACAAUACAUGCUGUUUAUCGUCUUAUUUCUUUGACCUUCCAAAUGACACAGCAGGCUGAGCAGACAGAAAAUACAAAAACAGGUCUCACUUCAGCAUAAAUUACUGAUUUCGGUGCAUCUGAUGCAUUUUGGGUUAAAAUAUUCUUGUUCAUCAUUCAGUGCAGGAACUCCAAGUCAGUGGAGAAACCAGAAAUAUUUUCUUCCCUUUUUCUUUGGUAUUAAUAAAAUAGUUUUGAUCGAUAAUUUUACAGUGCAGUUAAACUAUUGUUAAAAGUGAGUUGUUGUUGUUUUUUUUUAUUAAAUAUUUUUUAAAUAAAACAAUAAAGAAAAAAGAAAAAAACAAAUAUAAAUAAACAAAUAAAAGUAAGUUUUUUUUCAAAGGUAAAUGUAACUAUACCAUCCACUUCUUCCUCAAUUAGCUGACUAAUUAAAAAGGAAUUCAGUGCCAGUGUGUAAUUAAACAUAAUA
This is a messenger RNA of Fundulus heteroclitus (mummichog), 2624 nucleotides long. RefSeq lists its product as uncharacterized. The coding region runs from base 59 to 1759 and encodes 566 amino acids. Gene Ontology annotation, biological process: cell surface receptor signaling pathway. Gene Ontology annotation, molecular function: transmembrane signaling receptor activity. NCBI's taxonomy places the organism in Eukaryota, Metazoa, Chordata, Actinopteri, Cyprinodontiformes, Fundulidae. The record is from RefSeq and is a predicted model, not a curated record. Gene Ontology annotation, cellular component: membrane. The transcript is spliced from 8 exons.